Molecule: messenger RNA, 1485 nt
Organism: Suncus etruscus (white-toothed pygmy shrew)
Lineage: Eukaryota; Metazoa; Chordata; Mammalia; Eulipotyphla; Soricidae
Gene: SAMM50
Product: SAMM50 sorting and assembly machinery component
Exons: 15
Coding region: 1-1410 (469 amino acids)
Biological process (GO): mitochondrial respiratory chain complex assembly; protein insertion into mitochondrial outer membrane
Cellular component (GO): SAM complex; outer membrane
Source: RefSeq, a predicted model, not a curated record
AUGGGCACGGUGCACGCGCGGAGUUUGGAGCCACUUCCGCCCAGCGGGCCUGAAUUUGGAGGCUUAGGGGAAGAAGCGGAGUUUGUCGGAGUGGAACCCGAAGCCAAGCAGGAGAUUCUCGAGAACAAAGAUGUCGUCGUCCAGCACGUUCACUUCGAAGGGCUGGGCCGGACCAAGGACGACGUCAUCAUGUGCGAGAUCGGAGGCGUGUUCCAGGCCCGGAACCUCAUUGAGGUCAUGCGCAAGUCACACGAAGCCCGGGAGAAGCUGCUGCGUCUCGGGAUCUUCCGACAGGUGGACGUGCUGAUCGACACUUGUCAGGGUGAUGACGCGCUUCCCAACGGGCUGGACGUCACCUUUGAGGUCACGGAACUGCGGCGGCUGACAGGCAGCUACAACACCAUGGUUGGCAACAAUGAAGGCAGCAUGGUGCUGGGCCUCAAGCUACCCAACCUCCUUGGCCGAGCCGAAAAGGUCACUUUCCAGUUUUCCUACGGAACCAAAGAAACCUCCUAUGGCCUGUCCUUCUUCAAACCACAGCCCGGAAACUUCGAGAGAAAUUUCUCCGUCAACCUGUACAAAGUCACGGGCCAGUUCCCCUGGAGCUCGCUGCGGGAGACAGACCGAGGCCUGUCGGCUGAGUACAGCUUCCCCAUCUGGAGAACCAGCCACACCGUCAAGUGGGAAGGCGUGUGGCGGGAGCUGGGCUGCCUGGCCCGGACCGCGUCCUUUGCUGUGCGCCAGGAGAGCGGCCACUCGCUCAAGUCCUCCCUCUCGCACACGAUGGUCAUCGACACCCGAAGCUCCUCCAUCCUUCCUCGAAGGGGCGCCCUGCUCAAGGUCAACCAGGAACUGGCCGGCUACACUGGCGGCGACGUCAGCUUCCUGAAGGAAGACUUUGAGCUUCAGCUGAACAAGCAGAUUGUGCUGGACACUGUGUUCUCGGCGUCCCUGUGGGGCGGGAUGCUGGUGCCCAUUGGGGACAAGCCAUCCAGCAUUGCCGACAGGUUCUACCUCGGGGGACCCACCAGCGUGCGGGGCUUCAGCAUGUACAGCGUUGGCCCGCAGAGUGAAGGAGACUACCUAGGGGGCGAGGCGUACUGGGCCGGCGGGCUACACCUCUACACCCCGCUUCCCUUCCGGCCCGGCCAGGGCGGUUUUGGGGAGCUUUUCCGGACACACUUUUUCCUCAACGCCGGGAACUUGUGUAACCUCAACUAUGGGGAAGGGCCCCGCGCGCACCUGCGCAAGCUGGCGGAGUGCAUCCGCUGGUCCUAUGGCGCCGGCAUCGUGCUGCGGCUCGGCAACAUCGCUCGUCUGGAGCUCAACUACUGCAUCCCUAUGGGCGUGCAGCGGGGCGACAAGAUCUGUGACGGGGUCCAGUUCGGGGCCGGGAUUCGCUUCCUGUAGCUGGGCCAGAAUCUUUCCUCCGCUCGUGCCUCCGGUGGCCUUGUCUCGUCACACCCAAUAAACCUACGGAUGGAA